AUGAGGCAGGAAACUAGGAACACUGAUUCUGCUCUUCAAAAGACACAAGGUCUGUUGAUUUCAGGCCUUUGUGCUGUCUUAGAGGUGUGUAAUGUUUCUGAUGGGGAUAAAACAUCUAAGCUUGCCCAUGCAGCUGUUUUAUUGUUGACAGUAAAUCGAGAGUUCAACAUGAAACGCAGGGACUUGAUUCGUCCUGAUCUUAACAAGCAGUAUGGUGCGUUGUGCAACCCAUCAACGGCCAUUUCAACUUAUCUCUUUGGUGAUGAGUUGAAUAAAGAAGUGGAGGAGCUUACUAAAUCCAAUAAGCUUAGCAACAAAGUUCUCACCAAGCCUCGUUCGGAUUACCGUGCAGAACCUUACAGGGUACCCUUUGGCAGAGGUGCACGUGGACGAGGUCGUUUUAAUCAGACUAGCGGUCGAGGUCGCGGAUCAAAGUCGUACUCCUCUUUUUUAGGGGUAAGCCGGGGUCACGGGCGGACCCCGACAAGCACCAAGACAUCAGUCAACAAAGGAAAUUAGAAUCACCAACCGAGGUAAGUAAUGAUGCUAUCGCUACGUUAAUUGCUAAUCAGCCACCAUUUAAGGCAGGUGGUUUGAAAGAUUGUGUACAUGCUUGGACAGAAAUUACAUCAGAUCUAUUUAUUUUGGAUGCUGUGACUCAUUGUCAUCUUGAAUUUGAUUCCUUACCAGAGUCAAAUGUUAGUAAUACUAGACCAUAUUUUACUUUUAAUGAGACUGAGCAAACUGUCAUAGAUGGGGAAAUUGAAAAGUUUCUCCAAAAAGGAAUAAUUAGGCAUUCCGUUCCUGAAUCUGGUGAAGUGUUGUCACCUAUGUUUAUUACACCUAAAAAAGAUGGAACUAGUAGAGUAAUUUUCAAUUUAAAGGCACUCAAUCAAUUUGUCUCAUAUCACCAUUUUAAAAUGGAUACUUUAGAUACUGCUAUCAGACUUAUGAGACCUGGUUGCUUCGUGACCUCCAUUGAUCUUAAAGGUGCUUAUUAUUCUAUUCCUAUAGCAUUGAAGCAUCAAAAAUAUUUAAAAUUUAUAUGGUGGGAUAAAUUGUAUUGUUUCACUUGUUUGCCAAUGGGUUUGUCAAGUAGUCCUAGAGUUUUUACAAAGGUCAUGAAGCCAGUUUUUGGCACACUUAGAUCUCAGUUUGGACACACCUGUUUUGGCUAUAUUGAUGACUCCUUUUAUACAGAGGGGUCUCACACGGAAUGUCUACAAGGCUACCCUUAAUGCAGUCAAGUUGAUUAUUAAUUUGGGUUUUAAAGCCCACCCUGAUAAAUCAGUUACUUUAUCCUCACAAUGUAUAGAAUUUCUUGGGUUUCUUUUGAAUUCUGUAACUAUGACCGUUACUCUUACACCUGAUAAGAAAGCAAAACUUAUCCGAUUGUGUCAGACGUUUUUGCGCCCCAAACACAUUGUUUACUAUUCGCCAGGUGGCUUCUUUGAUUGGUUCUCUAGUUUCAUCUUUUCCUGGAGUUGAGUUUGGCCCUCUUCAUUAUCGUCAUAUUGAGACAGACAAAGAUUAUUAUUUACGAAUGCAUCAAGGUAAUUUUGAUGCAGAAAUGUCUUUGUCUGCUGACAGUUUAGAGGAGAUUCAUUGGUGGGUAAAUAACAUUCAGUUGUCCACUAGAAAAAUCUAUCAUACCACUCCAGAUAUCACCAUUUACACUGAUGCAUCUGGAACAGGAUGGGGAGCCAAGCUUGAGAAUGGGGGUACAACAUGUGGCAUUUGGUCACACGAUGAAACUGAAAAACAUAUAAAUUGUUUGGAAUUAUUGGCCAUUCAAUUAGCCCUUUUUUCUUUGUUGCGUGAUAGAAGUAGCAUACAUGUGCGUAUGUGUGCGGAUUAUGUGUGAUAACACAACUGCUGUCACAUACAUUAAUGAAAUGGGUGGAUGUAGAUCUGUAGAGUGCAAUACUAUUGCUCAAACAAUUUGGCGUUGGGCCAUUGCCAAGGGAAUUUGGUUGUCAGCAGCGCAUAUUGCCGGAUCUGCCAAUGUUGAUGCUGACCAAUUGUCCCGAAAUUUAAAUUUAAAUUUGGAAUGGAUGUUAGCUUUACCUACUUUCCAAAGAAUUGUCUCAUUAUUUGGCCAACCAGACAUAGAUCUUUUUGCUAGAAGGUUGAAUGCCCAACUCCAAGAUUAUGUUUCUUGGAAACCACAUCCAAAGGCUAAAUUCAUAGACGCCUUUUCGAUCACAUGGUCAUGGUUUUAUUUUUAUGCAUUCCCCCCAUUUUGUCUUGUAUCUAGAUGUGUGCAAAAGAUCAUACAAGACAGGGCAACCGGAAUUCUUGUGCUUCCGCUAUGGACUACCCAAACAUUCUUUACGGUAGUUCUCAGUCUGUUAGUCGAUGUUCCACGGAUUCUCAAAGUAACUCACCAGAACCUGGUUCAUCCCACGUUCGACAGUCCUCAUCCACUUCAGGAUCAACUGAAGUUUAUUGUAUGCAAGUUAUCCGGAGAUCUUUGUGCGAGUCAGAUAUUCCAACAGACAUUAUCAACACAAUCAUGCAUUCCUGGAGAGACAGUACUCAUAAACAGUAUGGUAACUAUAUCAACAAAUGGUUGCAGUUUUGUGUUCAGCGGUCGUAUGAUCCCUUGCAUCCCACUAUAAAGUGUGUAUGAUGUUUUUGUAUUCGUUGUACAAAAAAGGUAUGAGUUAUUCUUCACUUAAUACGACGCGUUCUGCUAUAUGAAAUCUAUGUGUCAAUCGGCAAACAUUUUCUAAUUUGUCGUUAUCUCAAAGGAGUGUUCAAUGAAAUGAAACCGGUCCCAAAAUAUCAUUCUAUAUGGCCAGUUGACCUUGUCCUUGAUUAUUUGUCCACCUUGUGGCCUUUAGAAAAGCUAUCUCUGAAGGAACUUACUUUGAAAUUAGUAACAUUGAUAGCGCUCACAACGGGACAAAGGUGUCAGACUUUGACGUUUUUAGAUAUUUCUGCUGAUUAUAUGUCUAAGACGGAUGAUUCUGAUCGAUUUGCGCUUACAGAACACGUCAAACAAGACCGACUUGGCAAAGUAUUUGGAAAUCUGUGUUUGUAUAAGUAUACUGAUACGGAGCUGUGUGUGUAUGGAACAUUAGAAUAUUAUAUGAGUGUCACUGAGAAGUUGCGGACUUCUACAAAACUAUUAGUGUCCUUUGUUAAAUAA
Molecule: messenger RNA, 3154 nt
Organism: Paramuricea clavata
Lineage: Eukaryota; Metazoa; Cnidaria; Anthozoa; Malacalcyonacea; Plexauridae
Source: the annotation of a GenBank genome assembly